Molecule: messenger RNA, 1281 nt
Organism: Triticum aestivum (bread wheat)
Lineage: Eukaryota; Viridiplantae; Streptophyta; Magnoliopsida; Poales; Poaceae
Product: E3 ubiquitin-protein ligase RFWD3
Exons: 4
Coding region: 85-1083 (332 amino acids)
Biological process (GO): interstrand cross-link repair; protein ubiquitination
Cellular component (GO): nucleus
Molecular function (GO): ubiquitin-protein transferase activity
Source: RefSeq, a predicted model, not a curated record
AAUGCGUUCUACGAGCAUAUAUUUGUUGCAGUAAGGGCAACGUGUAUUGAUAUUCAACAAUGGUUUAGAGAACGCGUUGCUCAGAUGGAGAGAAUAGUGAACAAAAAGGUGACAAUGGCUAAGGCCAACUUGAUGUUAAUGAAGGACCGGUUGAAGAAGAUGGCUGAACAAGAGAAGAUCGUGCCGAAGGAUAUGAUAGUGUUCAUGGAGCAGAAUUGCCCUCAGCUGAUGAUUUGUGUGUCGUGCGUGUUCUCGUCAUUACCCGCACCAGGUAUGGUAGGCGGGGACGAGGUUGCCAAUGUCGAAAUAGUGGUCAGAGAGGGGCCAUGUCCGCAUACUGUGGAAGCCAGUGAAUGGGGUGGCAGAGGCAACGAGUUAAAUCAUACUGCAUCUGGUUCGGGCGAGGAGACCGACGACUCAUACAGAGGCAGUAUCUACUUGGGCGAAUAUAAUGCGAACAUCUCCAACAUGGAGGCUUCUGCUGAAGGGAGGGAAGGCGUUGAGGCCAAGGCACCAGCAAGGCCAACCUGCUCUAUCUGUCUGGAACCCUGGACCUCCACGGGCAAGCAUCACAUCUGUUGCAUUCCUUGCGGGCACGUCUACGGCAGGUCGUGCCUAACAAGGUGGCUCAUGGAUCAGCUUUCAAGGAAUGAGAAUAUGAAGUGCCCUCAAUGUGCGGAAGAAUUCGAAGGCAAUCUUAUCGACCUCCAUGCACCAUUUUGUCAGGAAGUGCAUGAGUAUUAUGAUGCUAAGUUGGCCGAGUUUGAGGCAUCGAGGGAAGAAUGUAAUGUAUUUGCAGAAUUGCAUUCUCAGUAUGAUCUGCUGAGUGCACAAGCGAAGUUUCGGGAUGAGCUGCGUGCACUAAUUAUCCUUGAAAUUGCUGAGAUUGAAAGAGCGAUGAUGGAACACGUGGCAAAGGCUAACGGUAGCUUGCUGUUGAUGAAAGAGCAGAUGAAGAAGAUGGCUGAAGAAGACAUGGCGACAACUGAGCAUCUAAUUGGAUUCGUGGAACAGACUUGCCAUUGCCUCGCCUCUUUCCUACCCUACCCAAGCUACCCAUAUGACCCUGCUGAUCAAAGCUGAUGGAUGGUCUGCUUUAUACCACACAUUAUGUAUUUCUAUUUCAUCAUAUGUACUGUGAUGUACCAGGACUCUGGUUUGGUCUCAUCAUUUGUCAAGAGCAUAGCAGCGGGCGCUAGCGUCACCAAGUCUUCUUGUGUGGAGAUGUGGAGUGUGAACACUAAGUGUGUUUCAAACAGUCAAAAAUAUGUGGUACUUGCU